This is a messenger RNA of Mangifera indica (mango), 1575 nucleotides long. Its product is annotated as zinc finger protein CONSTANS-LIKE 7. Lineage: Eukaryota; Viridiplantae; Streptophyta; Magnoliopsida; Sapindales; Anacardiaceae. Gene Ontology annotation, biological process: regulation of flower development. Gene Ontology annotation, molecular function: protein binding. The record is from RefSeq and is a predicted model, not a curated record. The transcript is spliced from 4 exons. Bases 276 to 1337 code for a protein of 353 amino acids. Gene Ontology annotation, cellular component: nucleus.
UUUUUUUUUCAUCUUUCUGAAAGAGAGAGACAAGAAAUCGGUUCUUUGUCUUCUUACUUCUGGUAAUGCCAAGCCUUGAUAAAAUAAAUCAGAGCCCAAGUGUCAGUUUUGCUCCAUAGCCGUUUCACAGCCAAAUACGGAGACAAAAUAGCCAUGAAAUAAGUAUUAGUGAUUUUAUAGAAGAAAAGACAACGACGACAGCUUUUUUCUGUAUUGUUUUCGUUUAGUGUUUUUGGUUUUGCAGAUCAUUUCAAUCAAAGAAUUUCAGUUCAAAAAUGUCUUCUGAUCUUUAUGUUUUUGAUAAUUCCUUUUUCCGCCAACAUUCAAGCCCAGAGAUGGUCUCUUCUGAUGCUGCAGACCUCAACUUUUCUGCUGAGCCUUUCUCUCCUUUUUGUGAUUCUUCUCUUGAUUUUCUUCAAGCAAUUUCGAGCUCAAACAGCACCACAAUAAUCAACCCAAAUCAUCCGGUUGAUGAGUCUUCUUCUAUCGACCAAUUUGCACAUACUCUUCUGUCUUGUUCACCGCCAAGUCACCUUCUUGAAAAUCUUAGCCUUUGUCAAUCUACUCAUUUGCAGCAGCCGCUUGCAAAUGGGUACCAUGAUUUCUCUAGUUUAGAUGCCUUGGAAGUCAAAAGCGAGGAGUCUCUGGUAGGUUUUGAUUCUUCUUAUAAUCAUCAUCAUCAUCAACAACAACGACAACAACAGCCCUUUGCUUCUCACAGUUAUAGUGGUGUUGAAAAUGUAGCAAAGUAUAUGCAGAGGAGUUACAGUAGCAAUUCUUUUGAUAAUAAGCCUGGUUUUCUCUUUCAACCCCGCUUUGAUACGCUCAUGGAGUCUCCAAAUUUUCACAACCAAGCUCUGAGUUCGCCAGAAAGCAAUUUUUUCAGUGGGCAAAUGAGGAGGGUUUGCAGUACUGGAGAUUUACAAAAUAUAAGAACAGCGCAUAAAACACAGAGGUCUCUUUCAAGUCAUUUGGCAACAGAGAGCUCUUUCACCGAGGAAGCGAACUUCAAAGUCGGGCGUUACAGUGCUGAAGAAAGAAAAGAAAGGAUUCUGAAGUAUAGAGCUAAACGUAAUCAGAGAAACUUCAACAAGACGAUUAAGUAUGCAUGCCGCAAAACGCUAGCAGACAACCGCCCACGCAUACGUGGCAGAUUCGCACGCAACGACGAAACUGGAGAGACUCCCAAAGCUGCAUGUGCAGCCAGAGAUGCAGACGAAGACGAGCUCUGGCUUGAUGGGCUGCAUGAAGAAGACGAUCAUGGGGCAAUGAGAGGAGCAGCUUUUGUGAGCAGUUAUGGGCAACACCAGCAGCUCCAGUAUUAUGGCGGCUUUUGAGAAGAAAAAUUGGUUAAGCUUUUUCAUUAGGAUGAAUGUUUAGGUCAACAGAAGAUCGACAAACACAAAUGCCCUUUUGAGCAAAAGCAAAUUCAGAAGGCUUUUUCAAUAAGUGAUUUCAGAUGUGUAGUUUAGGAUUAGCAGCUUUUUCUCAGUUGUCUUUCUGUAUAUUGAAUAUUAUAAUAUAUCAGAAUUCUCAAUGCCAAUAAUAAUGACAAGCCUUUUGACCUUUUGGCUA